UCUACCGCAAUGACGGCGAUCUGCGGCCCUGCGCAGUGAUUCUUUCCCCCCGUUCUUGAAAUCUUUGCUCUUCUUGAUCGAUCGAUCGAUCGAUCUUUCGAUCUUUCCAUGGCGCGGCUGGAGAUCCGGGUCGCUGCCGUCGUGUUCUUGCUGGCGCUGUCGCGGUUCCGAUGUGACGAGGAGGAGAUUUCGCGCAAGACUUACAUUGUGAGGAUGGACAAGGGAGCAAUGCCGGCGAUAUUUCGGACGCACGAAUCCUGGUAUGAAUCCACUCUCGCAGCAGCGUCGGGAAUCCACGCCGCCGCCCCGGCGGCCGAAUUCAUCCACAUCUACAACACGGCGAUGCACGGAUUCGCGGCCAAGAUGAGCGCUCGCCAGGCGGCGGCGCUGGAAUCCGCCCCGGGAUUCAUCCACAUGUUUCCAGACUCCGCCAAGAAGCUCCACACGACGUAUAGCCCACAGUUCUUGCAUCUGGAGCAGUCCAACCACGCGCCAUCGCUCCUCUGGAAGGAUUCCACCUAUGGCUCCGAGGCAAUCGUGGGGAUCUUCGACACUGGCGUGUGGCCGCAGAGCCAGAGCUUCGACGAUCGCAAGAUGUCGCCGGUUCCAUCGCGGUGGAAGGGGACCUGCCAGGCCGGCCCGGGCUUCGAUCCAAAGCUGUGCAACCGCAAGCUCAUCGGCGCGCGAUUCUUCUACCGCGGCUACGAGGCGAUGAGCGGUCCUAUCAACGACACCACCGAGUUUAAGUCGCCCAGGGACUCGGACGGCCACGGCACGCACACGGCCUCCACUGCCGCCGGGCGGGACGUGUACCGCGCGGAUCUCCUCGGCUUUGCCGCCGGUACCGCUCGCGGCAUGGCGCCCAAGGCACGCAUCGCCGCCUACAAGGUCUGCUGGCAGUCGGGCUGCUUCGACUCGGACAUCCUCGCGGCUUUCGACCGCGCUGUCUCGGACGGCGUGGACGUGAUCUCUCUCUCGGUCGGCGGUGGAGUGAUGCCUUACUACCUCGACAGCAUUGCCAUCGGCUCCUUCGCGGCCAUGGAGCGGGGAAUUUUCGUGGCUUGCUCGGGCGGGAACGAAGGCCCGACCGAUAUGUCGGUGACCAACAUUGCGCCUUGGAUCACCACCGUCGGGGCCAGCACCAUGGACCGGAGCUUCCCCGCGAAUGUGAAGCUGGGCAAUGGGAUGAUCCUGUCCGGGACUUCCAUGGCCUGUCCUCACGUCAGUGGCCUCGCCGCGCUGCUCAAGUCGGCUCACCCGACUUGGAGCCCGGCCGCCAUCCGGUCGGCGCUCAUGACAACUUCUACAAUGGAAGGGAAGUCCGGGCACGUAAUCGGCGACGAGGCCACGUCCAACUCUUCCACGCCAUUCGACUUUGGAUCCGGGCUCGUGGACCCCGUGAGCGCUCUCGACCCGGGCCUGGUGUACGACUUGUCGGUGCGGGACUACGAGAGGUUCCUGUGCGGGCUGAACUACUCGAGCAGGGCCCGGUCGACCGUCACCCGGAGUCACUUCUCGUGUAGCAAGGACAGCACGACGAGGGACCGGCCCAGCAGCCUCAACUAUCCAUCCUUCUCGGUGGUGUUUGAUCUGAGCCAGAAGGCUUACACCACCACGGUGUCAAGGACUGUGACCAACGUUGGGCCGGCGAAGUCUUUGUAUACUGCGAGGGUGGUGGCGCCGAGGGGAGUGGAGAUCACUGUCAAGCCCAGCAAGCUCGAGUUCCAGAAGAGGAACCAGAAGAUGGAGUUUCAGAUGAGCAUCACGGCCAAGUCGUCGCGGUCUGUGGCGGCGGGCGAGUCGGAGACGCAGUUCGGGGUGCUGAUUUGGAGCAACACUCGCGGAGGACGACAGAUGGUGCAGAGCCCGAUCGCCAUCAGCCGGCAGCAGCCAUUUUGAUUCGAUUCGAUCGAUCGACAGGAGAGAAGGUACCGUUAUCAUGAAUGAUGUGAUCUUUGGAUAAGCAGCUCGCUCACCACCAUUCCAGGAAA
Molecule: messenger RNA, 1991 nt
Organism: Selaginella moellendorffii
Lineage: Eukaryota; Viridiplantae; Streptophyta; Lycopodiopsida; Selaginellales; Selaginellaceae
Product: subtilisin-like protease SBT1.6
Exons: 2
Coding region: 109-1899 (596 amino acids)
Biological process (GO): proteolysis
Molecular function (GO): serine-type endopeptidase activity
Source: RefSeq, a predicted model, not a curated record